Molecule: messenger RNA, 720 nt
Organism: Fusarium musae
Lineage: Eukaryota; Fungi; Ascomycota; Sordariomycetes; Hypocreales; Nectriaceae
Exons: 3
Coding region: 1-720 (239 amino acids)
Source: RefSeq, a predicted model, not a curated record
AUGCACUCAGAAGUGCCAUACUGGAGAAGACUGCGGAAGUUGUCAGGAACCUUGCGAGGUUCAGAUUGUCAGGAGUGCAGUAACAAGAAGAUGGCGAUUGUCGAUCUUUUGGAGUUCCGAUCGUACUCCAAGAUCAACAUGUACGAGACUCCGAUCGUCGUUCUUGGAUGUGGCCACUUCUUCACCCGUGAAACUCUGGAUGGUCUUGUUGGCCUCAAUGAAGUUUACACUAUCGGUAUGUUUGGAAGCUACACGGGACUGAAAGACAUCUCAACCUCUCUCACUGAGAAGACGCCCUAUUGUCCAAGCUGCAAGCGUUCAAUUCGACAGUUCGCUACCAAGCGAUACAACCGUGUCAUUAACCGAGCCGUCAUGGAGGACAUCUGCAAGCGCUUCCUCAUCAAGGGGCGCGAGUCACUCCAGAAACUUAACCACAAGCUUCUCAGGGCUGAGACUUCGCUCGGGUCGUCGCGCCGGUCAACAGCCCCUGGGCAUCACCAUACGGCUACCACUUUCUUCAGAGAGCGACAUAUGAAGAUGACGGGGGAAGAAAACCAGCCCAUCAAGAAGCUUUCCGACGCAAUCGCGACAUCUCGACCUCAGGACUCUGGUGGUUCAAAGUCUGUCACUCAAAUGAUGGGCGCUAUGAAACUCUCUCAGCCUUCGCCUGACAACCAAAUUCUCCUGGGAGCACGACUGCUUGCCAUCGAAGCACAAUAG